AUGGAGCCAGGAGCGGCCGAGUUGCUGCAGCAGCAGCUCCAGGGGCUUCUAGAGCAGCAACAGAGGCUGCAACAGCAGCAGCAGCAGCAGCAACAGCAGCUUGAGGCGGGGAUUCCAGACCGAGACGCCUUGACUGCGGCUGCUGCUGCUGGAGCAGAAGCAGUGGCGGCCUCAAACCCAGCAGCAGCAGCAGCAACAGCAGCAGCAGCCGCAGCAUUGCUGAAGGACGAUGUAGCGAAAGCAGCGGGGAGCAGUGCAGCAGCUGCUUCUGCGUCAACCACGGCUUCUGCUGCUGCUGCUGCUUCUGCUGCUGCUGCAGACACAAGCGAAACUGCAAGCUGCAACAGUGUGCUGCAGCAGGAUGAGCCAGCAGCCGGCAAGCAGCAGCAGCAGCAGCAAGUGAACGCGUCAGUUGCUGCGCUGCUGGCCCUUAGGAGGCAGCACAUUCAGCAGCUGCAGCUGCAGCAGCUGCAGCAGCAGCGAAUGCAGAGGCUCCAGCAGCAGCAGCUGCAGCUGCUGCAGCAGCAUACAACAGCACCUGAAGCCAGCGCAGACCGCGAGCAGCAUGCAGCUGUGGCAGCAGCAGCAGAAUCAAGCACUUCUGCUGCAAGUACGUUAGACUUCAGAGUUCAGAGCCUAGGGUUUAGGGUUUAG
Eimeria tenella is the source of this 654-nucleotide messenger RNA. RefSeq lists its product as uncharacterized. The record is from RefSeq and is a predicted model, not a curated record. Lineage: Eukaryota; Apicomplexa; Conoidasida; Eucoccidiorida; Eimeriidae. The transcript has a single exon. Bases 1 to 654 code for a protein of 217 amino acids.